Messenger RNA from Cuscuta campestris, 2517 nucleotides. Lineage: Eukaryota; Viridiplantae; Streptophyta; Magnoliopsida; Solanales; Convolvulaceae. The record is from the annotation of a GenBank genome assembly.
GUAUGUCUUAGUGGCACCUAUCAUUUUCCAUCUGUAAUUCUGUACUCAUUACUCCGGCAUCUCGUCCUAUUCGCCGCCGCGGCCGCGCAUCCACGAAAUCACCAAUCUGCCACGGGUCACUUCCAACGCCGUCAUUCCUUCGUUCUCCUCUCCAAUUCUCCAAUCUAAAAAAGAAGAGGGAGCUAUUUAGAGAUGCAACUGUUGCAGUCAAAGAAUCCCAGAGUUAGUGGUCGGGCUAGUCUAUUUACAUUAUUGAUGGCAAGAAGAAAAGGCCAUUUCUUGAAAGGGAGAGAGAGGAUGAGGUGGCUUUAGAGUGCAAAUGAUUUUUCCAUCUAUGUAUUCCUUUUUCGCUCUUUUCUUGAUUGAGAAUAAAUUGAGAGUAAUAGAUGGGAAAGUGUAUCUUAAUCAUAACAUAAAUAGGCUCUGGCUGGCAUGAAAUUUUUGGGUAUAAAGCCACUGGUACAAGAAAAUGCACUUAGGAACGGCUACCUCUUUGCUCUCCCUUAUACGGAAAUAUGAAUUCAGCCGCCCAGCAAUUCAGCAACUCCAUUCUCAUUUGAUCUUUGCUUCCACAAGCACUUUCUCUGAUGCGACGCCGAUCAUAUUCACCAUCUGGAACUCUAUUCUCCGCCACUACUCCCUCGGGCCCAUCCCACAAGAAGCUGUCUUCCUCUUCAAGCACCUGCAGCUCAAAUUGCCGACUGGGUUCUUUUUCGACAGUUUCUCUUAUUCUUUUCUCAUUAAAGCUGCCGCUUAUCUAUUUCAGCCCGUUAUUGGGAAACAAGUUCACUGCCUGACUUUAAAAUCUGGGUUUCAUUCUCAUGUUUAUGUGCAAACUGCUUUGUUAGGUAUGUAUGUUAAUUGUCGCUGUCUAGUGGAAUCAUGUCAUGUGUUUCAAGAAAUGCCUGUCAGAAAUAGCGUGACUUGGAAUGCUUUUAUUACCGGGCUCAUCAGAUGGGGUGAGCUUAGCUUUGCCCGUACUGUUUUUGAUGCGAUGCCUGAGAAAAAUGUGGUUUCGUGGACGGGUGUUAUUGAUGGGUACACUCGCGUGGGGAAGUUCAAUGAAGCUUUGUUGUUGUUCCGUGAGAUGGUUGUGUCUGAGGGGAUUAAACCGAGUGAAAUAACACUCUUAACAAUUUUCCCUGCUAUUUGGAAUACUGGUUAUCUUGAAUCUUGCCAAAUGCUGCACGCUUAUGGGGUGAAAAGUGGGAUCAACUCGUUUGAUAUCCGCGUCAUGAAUUCCCUUGUUGAUGCAUACUCCAAGUGUGGGAGUAUAAAGUCUGCCUCAAAAGUUUUUUGCGACAUAGAAGAUGAGAGGAGGAAUCUUGUCUCGUGGACAUCAAUCAUAUCAGGGUUUGCGAUGCAUGGGAUGGCUGAAGAAGCUUCGGAUUGUUUUCGGAUGAUGCAGAGUGCAAAUGUUAGGCCAAAUCAGAUUACACUUUUAAGUGUGCUUCAUGCUUGUAGUCACGGUGGUUUGGUGGAUGAAGGAGUUGAAUUUUUUGCAAAGAUGGUCAAUGGGUUCGGUCUUCGACCCAACAUUAAACAUUAUGGGAGCUUGAUAGACAUGUUGGGGAGAGCAGGGAGAUUAGAAGAAGCUGAAAGGAUAGCCUUGGAGGUGCCUAGUGACACCUCUAAUGUUGUUAUAUGGAGAACACUUUUGGGCGCUUGUAGCUUUCAUGGGAAUGCAGAGGUGGGACAGAGAGUUAUGCAAAAGGUUAUGGAGCUGGAGAAAACAUAUGGUGGUGAUUAUGUGCUUCUUUCUAAUAUUUUUGCGAAUGAUGGUAGGUAUAUAGAUUCAGAGGGCGUGAGGAGAUUAAUGGAUGAAGAAAAUGCUCAAAAGGUUCCUGGCCUUAGUUUUUGCUAAAUCUUAGAAAAAGGUCUUGAAAGGGUCCCCCCGGGCAAUCUUCAUGUGAAAGCAAUGGGUAAAUGACCAAAUAAGGUAGAGGGAAACCAUGGCAUCUUGUGGUGAAGAAGUCUUUUCUUUCAUGAGGCUUGCUCUAAACCAGGCAAAGCUUGCCUUGGAUAGCCUUGAAGUACCAGUAGGCUGUGUCAUUGUAGAGGACGGCGAGGUCAUUGCUUGGGGAAGGAACAGGACCACAGAGACUAGAAAUGGCACACGGCACGCGGAGAUGGAAGCCAUUGAUUCUUUACUUGAGAAUUGGAAGAAGAACGGGCUUUCGCCAGGUGAGGUUUCCUUGAGAUUCUCAAAAUGCAUCCUCCACGUGACUUGCGAGCCCUGUAUAAUGUGUGCUGCGGCACUGUCUUACAUUGGCGUCAAAGAAGUAUAUUACGGUUGCCCGAACGAUAAAUUUGGGGGUUGUGGGUCCAUACUGCCGCUGCACGCCGGAGGAGAUGGGGGCGGUGCUAAGAAGGGGUUUGGAUGUGUGGGAGGUGUAAUGGCGUCUGAAGCAGUGUCUCUUCUGCGCAGCUUCUACGAACAGGGAAAUCCAAACGCUCCCAAGCCUCAUAGGCCACUGAAGGGGAAAAACACUUCUUGAAUAAUGCCAUAUAAGAUUU